Molecule: messenger RNA, 1392 nt
Organism: Melozone crissalis (California towhee)
Lineage: Eukaryota; Metazoa; Chordata; Aves; Passeriformes; Passerellidae
Gene: NTMT1
Product: N-terminal Xaa-Pro-Lys N-methyltransferase 1
Exons: 4
Coding region: 580-1251 (223 amino acids)
Cellular component (GO): cytoplasm
Molecular function (GO): N-terminal protein N-methyltransferase activity
Source: RefSeq, a predicted model, not a curated record
CCAUGGGGCGAGUCCCGGCCUUCACCUGCCCGCACUUCCGCGGGCCCCGGCCGCGUUUCAGGGCUCCUGGGGCGGCAGGAAGGGCUCAGGUUCAGGUUUAGGUUCGGGUUAGGGGGACUGGGUGCUCUCUGCCUCUGCUGGUAGCCUGAGACACCCUGAAAAAUGAGUCACCGGGGACUCACCAAGACAAACCCGGGCCUAGGAAUGGGGUCACUGCCGGGAGGGUGAGCCUGAGUCCCAGCCCGUGAGAUCGGACAGGAGCACUGCUCAAACUGGAGCACAGACAGGAGCACUGAACGAGAACCCUCCAUGCACCCGUGGCUCAGCCUCUGAGCUAAGGGGCAGCAGCAGCUCCUGUCCCCAGCCUCCCUGGGAGUGUGUCUGUGGGGCUGGGGUAUCCCUUACCUAUGGUUUCCUGGGGCCAUGGUCACACUCACAGGACUAGAGGGGUGAUUUGGUUAAAUCCCAUCUUCUCUGCUCCUAGAUCACAGCGUAGAGCAGCUCCUGGCACCGCUGAGCCAAACUGGAUUUCCACCAGUGACCUGGGAGCAGUGAGUCCUGUGUGGGCCCUCGGCCAGCAUGACCAGCGAGGUGGUGGAGAACGAGUUUGAGUUUUACUCCAAGGCAGAGAAGUACUGGAAGGAUGUGCCCGCCACGGUGGAUGGCAUGCUGGGGGGCUACGGCCACAUCUCCAGCAUCGACAUCAACAGCUCCAGGAAGUUCCUGCAGAGGUUUCUGCGGGAUGGCCCCAACCGGACGGGGACAACCCGAGCUCUGGAUUGCGGGGCUGGCAUCGGCCGGAUCACCAAGCGGCUGCUGCUGCCCCUCUUCAAGACAGUGGACAUGGUGGAUGUGACAGAGGACUUCCUCACCAAGGCCAAGAGCUACCUGGGCGAGGAGGGCAGGCGGGUGCGCAACUACUUCUGCUGCGGCCUCCAGGACUUCAGCCCUGAGCCCAACUCCUACGAUGUCAUCUGGAUCCAGUGGGUCAUCGGACAUCUCACUGACAACCACCUCUCCGACUUCCUGAAGCGCUGCCGUGCCGGCCUGCGGCCCAACGGCAUCGUGGUCAUCAAGGACAACAUGGCCCAGGAGGGUGUGAUCAUGGACGAUGUGGACAGCAGCGUCUGCAGGGACCUGGACGUGGUCCAUAAGAUCAUCCGCAGAGCUGGGCUGCACCUCCUGGCUGAGGAGCGCCAGGAGAACUUUCCUGAUGAGAUCUACCACGUGUACACCUUUGCCAUGAGAUGAGGGCAGCGGGAGAAGGUCUCUCCCGUGUCGUGACUGCCCUUCCAGGGCCGGUGACAAGGACGGGACUUUGUCUUCCAAGUUGCUGCUGUUUGUGAAAAGAGGUGUUUGCCAAAUACAUUUUCCUGCUGUUGCACUUCUGCA